AUGAUCCUCAACACAGUGCUGGUGGUCUUGACAGACCUGGCCGGCCACCUGUUGGGAAACACUUUGUUCCGUCGGCAUUUCCACCUUGCAUUGUCUGCUACGGUGGUGUUUGGGCCCGUGCUCAGUCUCUGGGUAUCCCAGCACAGCAUCUUUGCCAAGAGAAGCCACUUCCUGUACAGGAUGUUUUUGCGAUCUGGUUGGGGAUGGACAUGCAUCUUCGUUGGUUCCUUUGUCUUCCUUCUGUCAUUCUCCACCCGUCGUUCCCUCUCGCUGUCAUUCCGUCAUCUCUCCCGGCUUGGAGUUGCUGGUGGGCUGUGGUUCGUCUUCUGCAAACUUCUCGGCAUUCUCGAAAAUGCUACAGGAAGCUGCUAUGAGCCCCUGCCAGGAAACCCGGAGAAUAAUGACAGUCUGCCUAUCUUAGUGUUGAGAGAAGGUGAGAGCAAGGCGGAAUGCCUCAAAGCCGGGAUGCUGUGGAGAGGUUAUGAGGUUUCCGAGGAUGUCUUCCUCCUGUGUCUCUGCUGCCUUCUGCUCGCCGAGGAAACAGCGGUGUUUGGCCCUUAUCUGAGCCUUGGUGGAUGUUCUGAUGCCCCGCUGAGGAUGCUCUUCCUGUUCUGUGUUCUCUUGCUCAGUCUUUGGCUCUUCCUCCUCCUCUGCCUCCUUGCUUACUUCCCUCAAUUCCCCACCCAGCUGAUAGGAGGGGCACUUGGUUGUUUGUGUUGGAGGGGAUUGUAUCAAGGGUGGUACUGUCAGGCUCCCUGCUGGUACUGCCCUGGGAGACCUGGAUUUGGGCUUCUCAAAAACCAAGACUGA
This is a messenger RNA of Syngnathoides biaculeatus (alligator pipefish), 810 nucleotides long. RefSeq names its product fat storage inducing transmembrane protein 1, like (gene fitm1l). Bases 1 to 810 code for a protein of 269 amino acids. Gene Ontology annotation, biological process: lipid droplet organization; lipid storage; phospholipid biosynthetic process. The record is from RefSeq and is a predicted model, not a curated record. Gene Ontology annotation, cellular component: endoplasmic reticulum membrane. The transcript is spliced from 2 exons. Lineage: Eukaryota; Metazoa; Chordata; Actinopteri; Syngnathiformes; Syngnathidae.